Molecule: messenger RNA, 1998 nt
Organism: Apiotrichum porosum
Lineage: Eukaryota; Fungi; Basidiomycota; Tremellomycetes; Trichosporonales; Trichosporonaceae
Exons: 4
Coding region: 1-1998 (665 amino acids)
Source: RefSeq, a predicted model, not a curated record
AUGCGCCAUCCCCCCUCCUCCUCCUCAACGCCACCCCCUCGCGCCGGCCCUGACUAUGCAUCCUACUCCAACACCAAUGCCACGGGCGAUGACGUUGGAUGGGUCACGAGCGCACAGAACGCGUCGGUCUCACUCAACUUUACCGGUACUGCCCUCUUCUUCGAGGUCGACUUUGCUCCGUCGAGCGGAGGCGGUGGCCCGGGUGCUGGCGCCGGCACGUCGGGCUCGGGGACUGGAUGGACCACAAAGGUCCUGGUCAACGGCACGGACGCGCCGUCGGGCUCGACGACCACUGCUGUUGGCGUGAGAGGCCUGCCGGCAGGCAUGCACACGUUCCGACUAGACCUGCAGCGAACCGACGGCAAGACUGGAAACGAGACGUGGGCCAACGUCCAAGGCGUCACUGGGACGCUGGACGGCGCCAACGGCCCAGAAACGACAAACUCGACAAUUGACGACACGGCCUGGGCAGGAGGCCCGAAUGGAACGGUCAUUCUCAGCCCGGCGUGGAACAUGUUGGAGAGCAACCACAGCAACUUUGUCAACACUUCGGACCCAAUGGUCGUCACAGAGGAAGGCACGCAGGCGCGCAACCACAACAGCUCGAUCUCGUGGACAACUCUGUCUGGCGCAAACAAUUCGAUGCAGUUUACAGGAAGUGCAGUGUGGGCGUAUGGAACGACAGGUGGGCCUGCCGGCGGCUACCAGGUCAUGUUGGACGGAGCGUCCAUCGGAACAUAUGACGCGUCGGGAGGACCCGAGGUGUACCAACAGGUGCUGUACCACGUCUCUGGCUUGUCAGAUUCUCAACAUACGAUCCAGCUGGUCAACCAGUGGGGCCAGCUCUCGUUCGACUACCUCGUCGCGACUACCAAGCUCGGUGCCGCGACCCUGGCCGAGCAAGUGACCACCACCUCGUCCCGUGCCACCAUGACCGCCGGCGCACCGUCGUACACUGUGGGGCCGACCACGUCAGCCGUCCAUUCGUCCGCUGCCGCUGCCGCCGCCAAGCCGUACAACUCGACAGCCAAGACGGCCAUUGGCGCGGCGGUCGGUGCCGCGGGUGGUCUGGCGCUCAUUGGCCUCAUUGCCAUCUGCUUCUGGCGCCGGCGCGAACGAAAACGGCGUCCAACACCCAAGCUCGGCUGGAACGACGACCGUCCGUGGUACAAGCGCAUGAUGGCGCGCGACGUCGGAUGGCGGUUUGUCAACUUGCCCGAAGAGAAUCCGGGCCAGUCGGGCCAGAUGCGCGAGGUGUACGCGGGCACCCCUCCAGGCCGACAGCGCACGCACGCGUCUGGGUCGUCGUUUGGCAGCGCCGCAGCGGGUCUCGCGGCAGUGCCACCAGCGUACACCCGCCGCUCGCUCCUGCCCUUCAAGAACAAUUUGUGGGCCAAGGAGACACGUAAAGACGACCUCGGAUCGGUACCCAUGCGCGACGUCAGCCGCUCGCCUACAAACUCGCCCGGCCCCAUCACUGCCGCCCUCGCCGGCGGCCACUCGCCAUUGACCAACCUGCAGCGCAGCUUCUCGUCGUCGCAAGGCUCGCGCGCAGCGCCGCCAGCAGCCAUCUCCACAGGCGCAGACGGCCGCUCAGCAGCGGACCAGUGGCGCGAAAAGGAACGCGCAGCCGCCCACCGCAUGCAGAGCGAGGAACGCCUCGAGGGCCCGCACUCUGGAGCCGCCGCCGCCGCCGCCGCCGGAGGAGCUGGCGCCAGCAGCAGCGGUAACCCGCGCGAGUGGUACGACUGGGUCGGACUGAGCACGUACGGCGAGCGCGGGUCGCGCCACCUGUCCAACAUGUUUGGCCUGGGCAAGCCGGCCAGCACAAAGGCGCCGCUGCAGAUCAGCAGCCCGCGCGGCAUUGGCAACCCCGACGACGACGAGUAUGCCAUGGGCAGCGUGCACGACCAGCACAUGGCCCCGCCGCCGCAGUCGCCGCGCCGGUUCCUUGAUACCAAGCGCAACACGGCGGCGUCGCAGUGGGCCCGGUACUAG